UUUCUGUAACAAAGAAGACUCAUACAUCUCAAAUUGAAAUUAUUCCAUGCAAGAUCUGUGGAGACAAAUCAUCAGGAAUCCAUUAUGGUGUCAUUACAUGUGAAGGCUGCAAGGGCUUUUUCAGGAGGAGUCAGCAAAGCAACGCUACGUACUCCUGUCCUCGUCAGAAGAACUGUUUGAUUGACCGAACUAGUAGAAACCGCUGCCAGCACUGUCGAUUACAGAAAUGCCUUGCUGUGGGGAUGUCUCGAGAUGCUGUAAAGUUUGGUCGAAUGUCAAAAAAGCAGAGGGACAGCCUGUAUGCGGAGGUGCAGAAACAUCGAAUGCAGCAGCAGCAGCGAGAUCAUCAGCAGCAACCAGGAGAGGCAGAACCACUAACACCAACAUACAAUAUCACCACCAAUGGGUUAACAGAGCUACAUGAUGACCUCAGUAAUUACAUUGAUGGGCAUACCCCUGAAGGUAGCAAAGCAGACUCUGCAGUUAGCAGCUUCUACUUAGACAUACAGCCUUCUCCAGAUCAGUCGGGUCUUGAUAUUAAUGGAAUCAAACCAGAACCAAUAUGUGACUACACACCAGCAUCGGGCUUCUUCCCUUAUUGUUCUUUUACAAAUGGGGAGACCUCUCCAACUGUGUCCAUGGCAGAAUUAGAACAUCUUGCACAGAAUAUUUCCAAGUCACACAUGGAAACUUGCCAGUACUUGAGAGAGGAGCUACAGCAGAUAACAUGGCAGACUUUUCUGCAGGAAGAAAUUGAGAACUAUCAGAACAAGCAAAGGGAGGUAAUGUGGCAGUUAUGCGCAGUCAAAAUAACAGAAGCUAUACAGUAUGUAGUGGAAUUUGCCAAACGCAUUGAUGGCUUUAUGGAACUGUGUCAAAACGAUCAAAUUGUGCUUUUAAAAGCAGGGUCUUUAGAGGUUGUGUUCAUCAGAAUGUGCCGUGCCUUUGACUCCCAGAACAACACAGUCUACUUUGAUGGCAAGUAUGCUAGCCCAGAGGUUUUCAAGUCCUUAGGUUGUGAAGACUUCAUUAGUUUUGUGUUUGAAUUUGGAAAAAGUUUAUGUUCUAUGCACCUGACAGAAGAUGAGAUAGCUUUGUUUUCUGCGUUUGUUUUAAUGUCGGCAGAUCGCUCAUGGCUUCAGGAGAAAGUAAAAAUUGAGAAACUCCAACAGAAGAUCCAGCUAGCACUUCAGCACGUCCUACAGAAGAACCACCGAGAAGAUGGAAUUCUAACAAAGUUAAUAUGCAAAGUGUCUACUUUAAGAGCACUGUGUGGACGACAUACAGAAAAGCUUAUGGCAUUUAAAGCAAUAUACCCAGACAUUGUACGACUUCAUUUUCCUCCACUUUACAAGGAGUUGUUCACUUCUGAAUUUGAGCCAGCGAUGCAAAUUGAUGGGUAAACGUAUCACCUAAGCACUUCUAGAAUGUCCGAAGUACAAACAUUAAAACAAAAGAAAGGAAAAGAAAAAAAAAAAAAGAAAAAAAAGAAAGAAAACCAAGACACUUUAUAUGGCCCUGCACAGACCUAGGGAGCCAACACACUGCACAUCUCUUGGCGGUCGGGGUCAGGCGAAGGAUGGGAAACAAUGAAACAAAGUUGAACUUGUUUUUCUCAUGCAUAUGAUUUCCAUUAUGCCUACAAAUAUGGACCCUUUUUCUGUCUCAGCUUCUCAAUCCUUGACCUCUGUUUACACAGACUGAGGGUACUAAUGUCAGAAGGUUGUUUUCUCUUGUAGUUCACUGCCCAGACUUUUGACAGAACAAUCAAUUUGUUGAUCAGAACAGAGAGUCCACCUAGUAAUCGGCGACUGGUGUGCAUUGCAGAGAUUUCAGCAUCAGUUUGCACAACUUGCUCAUUGUUUCAUGAAGGACAAUUUUUUUCACCUACCACUGUUUGCCAGUAGACAGAACGGCAUGAAAAGGGUCCAUAGCAAUAGCAACAAUAGCAUUAUAAUAUAUUACAGGGUAAAUGGGCAUGAAGACUAUAUAUAGCAAAAGAGAUAUUGUUUAUAUAUUGUUUUAAUUAAUAUAAAAUGUAGUUACUGGUAUAGCUUUUCUUGUUGAAUUGAUAAGGCACUUUCAUUUUGCACCUUUUUCUUUAAAUUAAAUGCUAGCGUGUUCAUUGUUGUGUUGCAUGUGCACCAGAAAUUCAAGUUUAACUGAAAAAGGUUUGGCAGGUACUGGUACAUUGGGAGGUAUUUAUGCUGCUGUUUUCCAUGUGACUUUUAAAGAGAGGCUGGUCAUAUCCUGAAAUGGUUACACAGAUUUUUUUAAAGAGUUGAAAAUAAUGACAAUUUUGUAAAUUAAAAUCAGCUUUUCAGCUGUUAAUUUCUAAGGUACUUUUAUUUUCAGAUCUUUCAAACCUGGAUGUUUAAAAUUACGUGCCUAAAUUCAGAUUUAGGUGCGCAAGUCAAAAGCCUCAUUUUCAAAGGUGCUGAGCUUCCGUGGUCAAAGUUAAACUAAGCAAUUACAGAUCAUUUACGAAUGAGUAACAGAGCAUCCUUGAAAAUCAGGCUAUUAAAUAAAGUGUAUUUCUGCCCACCCUAAAUCCAGGUUUGAAGGUAUUUACUCAAGUCUGUAUCUACAGUAAAAGUAUGUGUGUAUGACAUGUAUGUGGAAAGGUAAUUUUGAUACAUAAUGUUACAUACUUUUGUACUCCAUAUCGUAAACAAUGCCUUCAAACUCCAAACUCUAGCCUACCAAAAUCCAUAGGAGGUUUGUCUUUGACUUCAGUGAGAUGAGACACUGACCCAUGUUCUUCCAGCAUCCGGCAGUUCAAUUUCAGGUAGCUGAACAGAGAAGUCCAUUGCUCUCCUUAUUUAAAAAGAUGCACUUUAAAGUUUAUCAGACGAGGACAGACUAACCAAGUAAAGGCACGCUGUUGCUAGAAGGCGUUGUUUUGUGCUCUGUAUAAUGCCUGGAAAUCAUUAGUAUCAUAAAUCUGCAUUCUGUAAUUCUGAAAUUGUGAUUCCCGUAUUGCAUAACCAACCAAUAAGCCGAAUCUUGCAGUCUUUAUUAAUAACCAUUCGCUUUAGGAAGAAUACCGUCUCUGAACAAAUUUGGCAAGUAAACCGAGUUCUGAAGGAAGCAGAUUCACAGUAAAUGACAUCACAAAAUAAACUGUGGCUGUUUGAGCCAGAGGCGCAUACCUGGUUUGGAUGAGAUGAGGAUGUGUAACUGGAUGCCUUGUAGGCCUACACAAAUGAAGUUUCUGAUCAAGUACGUAAGACAAAGCCAGGAACUUUAGAAAAGAAAAAGGAACGAGACAGAAUGCGCUCCACUGCUUUAAUUUCCAAGGAUAAACAACCUCUUACACAUAUUAUAGUUGUUGAGAAGUAACAGAAGUGAAGAGAAGCACACUGAAGCCUAACUACUGUAAAAAGUAGAACUAGGUCAGUGGGGUGUUAUAAGCAAAAUAGAGUUUUAUUCUGUGAUUUGAACACGUUUCCUCUGGGGUCAAAUUGAGACAUUUAGCUGUGACACCUGUUAAAAAUUUUAUAGUCUGCCACAUCAGGGAAGCUUACAGCUAUCACUCAUCUCUAUGGUUUGAAAGGAGGGGGAGACGAGCAUCGUAUGUUUCCCCUUCCAAGCAGGAUGGGAUGGGAACACCUGCACCUCCGUGAGCACUGGGGUGGAGGCAUGAGAGGGCUUUUGGAAAAAGUCCAUAGAGCCAUCCUUUUACUGCUCCAUCCUGCCUGCUCCCGAAGAGGCGGCUCACAGCCCAGCACAUGCUCUCUCCAGCCUCACUGAAACACUUUUCCUAGAAUCAUUGUUUACUUUAUUGGAGUAACUGGCAUGAUAUGGUACUUCAAUUCUAAUGUGUGUUCCUAUUUUUAAAGCAACCCUUUUAACUAACAAACGUUUUCUGAAUGUGACCAGCCUUAGGUGCUAGUCCUGUAAAGAUCAACUAAACUUAAUUUCAGUGUCAACUAAUGAAUAAUGAAGUAAGACCUGUACUUUUUUAGAGAGCGAGAUACAACUCCUACUUCUGACAAUAAGUAGAUUACCAGGCAAAAUAUUUUGGGAUUAAUUUUCAGUCACGUCCUUUUCUUACCUUUUCCUGAUGAAUAUUAGUACUCUACCAGGCAUCUAGGUGCCAGUGGUUUUGUUUGGUAUCUAGUUCAGCGUAUUUACACCCAUAAGUCAUUGACAAUACAGAUUUUUGGAGCAUUUACUAAUAAAAUACAUAACCAUAAAAAGGUUCCAGACAGGGCCUUAGCUGAAAGCCCUUUGCAUCUGAAAACAGCUUGUGACGUGAUCUUCCAGGCCAGAAAGUGCCAUCAUUUUUGUCCGUGGGAGCUCCUGUGUACCGGCACCUUGUUAAAUCAGGCUGUGCGUACAUACUCCAAGUAACUCCGCUUUCCUGAUCACAGUUAACAGCCACUUGGCAGUAGAAUAUUGUUUUUGUUUUGCUCUUCGUAGACAGGGGAAAAAGGGGGUACAGCAUGGCAGGUGUACUGGUAAGACUUCUGGUGCCAAGGAGGGUUUUAUGAAAGGGGACAUAGAAUAACGUUGGAGUGGCUGGUCCAAGCAACGGCCAUUUAAGACCCCAACGCAGCAGAGAAAAUGCACUCUGCAGAACCUCUGGGACUAUGGCCUGGUAUCAGAUGAUCAACCGAAUAUUCAGUUAAAAACAUAUUCGGGGUCAAUGGAUAUGCACGUGAGUAUUUCCAUAAUCUGCCCAGUUCACUACAAACAAAAACAUGAGGAUAGCUGAAGAUAAAGGAAUAAUGUCUUGGGUUUGAAUGAUCUGUUCCUUAAAGUCUGCAAAGAGGUUUUCAUUGGGUGUUAUAUCUAUCUGCAGAGAUGUUUUCUGGCUUUCUAGGAAAGGGAUACUAUACUAUGCUGUCAUUUGAACCACCCUAAUGCACUUCAACAUCUCCAGCAUUGGUUGACGUUUUAAAAACUAUGGGAUUAGGUGAAAAGGGAGGCUGGUUUUAAGUUUGGUUGUUCUUUAUUAAAGCUUAUCUAUCUUAGUAUGGAUACCAAGAUAUCUGUGUGUGUAUGUGCACCUGUGUGUGUGUGUGUGAGAGUACAUUUGUGUGCGCACAUGAAUAUAUGCGUGGGUACGUGUGAGCGGCUGCUUCUAGGCUGUUAAGUGUCAAUGGAAUAAAGAAAAUGUAUUCAAAAUACUUAAGUCAAAAAUAGAAGGUGGAAAAAAGAUUUAUUCUAUACAAAGCCUUGUCUGGACCACUUUAGAGAGACUUCUAUUUUUUUAACCCUUCUAUAAAUGUUUGAUGGCACUUGAAAUAUUCCUGCAAUAAAAUGUGAUUUGUGUAAACAUUAAAAAAAAGAUUUUGUAAUGUGAAACAAUGAAAGAAAGUAAUGUAAUUUUUCUAAAAAACAAAAAAAAACAAACGAACGAACUUUGUAUUAUUUUCUUGAUGGAAUUUGUCUAUUUGUCUUUGGAAAACUUUUUAUUUCAUUGAAUGUGCCAUAGUAGAGGUGUGUUUUUCUUUUUCUUUCUUUUUUUCGUUUUUUACAUUUUAGAUUAAAGGAAUAGCUGUGUUCCGACAUUCCAAAAUGCAAGAUGACAUAGCAGUCAUGAUUAAAAGGUUUGAUUAGUAAGCUUCAAUCAUUGUUGCUUUUUUUGCACAUGUUCUUCAUUCCUCUACAGUGCAAUAUGUACAUAGAGCACUUGCGGGUGUAACCUUGAUCCCUCAGGGAAAAAUACAUAUUUGUACAGGAUUUUUCUUUUUUUGCCUUUUUUUCUUUUUUUUUUCUUUUGCUAAGGAAUGUCGAUUGAAUCACUUGUCUGUUGUUGAGGGGCAGCCAGAUAAUAAUCCUAAGCCACUGUCACAAAACAUUGAUUGUUUAAAUUUUGUUCCCUUUUAUUAUUUAAAAAAGAAAAAUAAAAGUUAUUUUCUGACAGUUCUUUGUGCUGAUUGGUGAAAAAAAGGGUAAAUAGAUAAGCACCUUACGAUUGACUUAACUGUGAAUGACAAUCCAUCUCGUUAUCAACAACAGAAGCCCUAUCAUUUUGGAGCUGGGGUUAAGAGUCAGAAACUAAUGUGCUCAGGGAUCUUCUAAAACUCUUCAACAGGGUGGCCAGUGCUACUGGCGGAACAAAUUACUUAAAAAA
Molecule: messenger RNA, 6085 nt
Organism: Aptenodytes forsteri (emperor penguin)
Lineage: Eukaryota; Metazoa; Chordata; Aves; Sphenisciformes; Spheniscidae
Gene: RORA
Product: RAR related orphan receptor A
Exons: 10
Coding region: 243-1403 (386 amino acids)
Biological process (GO): negative regulation of inflammatory response; regulation of transcription by RNA polymerase II
Cellular component (GO): nucleus
Molecular function (GO): RNA polymerase II cis-regulatory region sequence-specific DNA binding; nuclear receptor activity
Source: RefSeq, a predicted model, not a curated record